GAAUGUUGCCUGAUAAGAAGCAGGAACUGGUUAGAUGGAAACAAGACUGGGAAUAAAAUCAUCUCUCACAUUAAAUCACUUACUGGCUUACUGACUACAUCGUCUGACUGAAGCAGCUGACAUGAAACUGACAACUCCGCUACUUGGAGUACUACCACUAGUACUACCACUAGUACUACCACUAGUACUACCACUUCUGCUGUCUGUGGCCGUCCAGCAGAGCAGCGGCCGACUGGUCUCCAGAUGUGAGCUGAGGGACAAACUGAGGGAGAAGAUCGUCCUCUCAGACCAGACCACAAACCUCACCCAAAAAGUCUUGACCUUACUUGUGUGUCACUUGGAGAAGACGUCCCAGAUGAACACCAGCGCCGUGACCAUAUUUGGCGAGCGCAUCAGCACGCCACGGGACGAGCAAGCUCUCCCGGUGACCUCCGACCCCACGGUUCCCGCCUUCACCAAAGUGACUUCAAGUGCGUCCGACACCAGCGACACAAACAUCGAGUGGAGUGACGACACAAACGUUGAAUGGGGCGACGACACAAACGUUCAGUGGGGCGACGACACAAACGUCGCUGAGGGAAUUUCUGGCGAGGAGGACGAGGACACGCUGGCGUCCGAGAGUCACGCGAAAGUCAACUUGUGGCUGCUGAUGGAGACUCUGAACGAGGAAGAGAGCAAGUUCGACGAAGAAGAGCUGGAGAGCGCCGACGACAAGCUGAGCGAAGACGGCGGCGACAACGGCGUCCCGUGGUCGCUGGGCUAUCACGGCCUCUUCCAGCUGUCAGACAGCUUCUUCUGCCAGUCCGACGCCCGCUGGAGUCAGAACGUCUGCAACACCACCUGCGGCGCCUUCACUGAUGAUGACAUCACCGACGACCUGGAGUGCUUCGUCAAGAGUCUUUACUGGCUGUACGUGCUGAGGACGUCCUCCUACGACUGCUUGCAGGCCACCGGCUUCUUUCCACAAUGCGACUAGUUCGGGUGCCUAAUGAAGC
Nerophis lumbriciformis (worm pipefish) is the source of this 995-nucleotide messenger RNA. RefSeq lists its product as uncharacterized. Gene Ontology annotation, molecular function: lysozyme activity. The record is from RefSeq and is a predicted model, not a curated record. Lineage: Eukaryota; Metazoa; Chordata; Actinopteri; Syngnathiformes; Syngnathidae.